Molecule: messenger RNA, 990 nt
Organism: Aspergillus vadensis CBS 113365
Lineage: Eukaryota; Fungi; Ascomycota; Eurotiomycetes; Eurotiales; Aspergillaceae
Product: aldo/keto reductase family protein
Exons: 2
Coding region: 1-990 (329 amino acids)
Cellular component (GO): cytoplasm
Source: RefSeq, a predicted model, not a curated record
AUGACUAUCACUCUCGUCAAUAAAGCCAUUGGCCCGAUCGGGUUUGGUCUCAUGGGCCUUACCUGGCGCGCCAACCCCACUCCAUAUGACGAGGCCGUCAAAGUCAUGAAGCGCGCUCUAGACCUCGGGGCCAAUUUCUGGAACGCUGGAGAAUUCUACGGUCCUCCACAUGCCAACUCUCUACAACUACUAGACUACUACUUCACCAAAUAUCCCGAAGAUAGCAGCAAAGUAGUCCUCAGCGUCAAGGGCGGUCUGGGCACCAAAGGUCCCGACGGCACCCCCGAAGGCAUCCGCGCCAGCAUUGAUAACUGCUUGAAACUCCUCAACGGCAAAGUAUUUAUCAGUAUCUUUGAGCCCGCGCGAGUCGACCCCAACACUCCCAUUGAAACCACCAUUGGCGUGAUAGCCGACUACGUUAAGGCCGGGAAGAUCGGCGGCAUCGGUAUCAGUGAAUGUAGUGAGCAGACAGUACGUCGAGCUCAUGCUGUACAUCCUCUGGCUGCUGUGGAGGUCGAGUUGUCUCUGUUUUCUACAGAGCCUUUGGAGAAUGGAGUUGCUGCUGCGUGUAAGGAACUGAAUAUUCCGCUGGUAGCAUACUCCCCAUUGUCUAGAGGAUGGUUGACAGGACAACUGCGCUCUUUGGAUGAUCUGCCUGCCGAUGACUCUCGGCGCAAUUAUCCUCGAUUCCAGCCGGAUGUGUUUCACCUCAAUCUGAAGUUGGUGGAGCAGUUGGAGCAGAUUGCUAAGAAGAAGAAUGUGACGCUAGCGCAGACUGCUAUUGCCUGGGUGAGGGCCCAGAAUAAGCUACCCGGCAAUCCGGUGAUUAUUCCUAUUCCCGGAUGCACUACGGUCGAUAGGGUGUGGGAGAACCUGGCUGAUGUAGAGUUGUCGGAGUCCGAGGUAAAGGAGAUUGCUGCAAUUCUGAAGGAGAUCCCCGUUCAUGGUGAUCGGUAUGGGGGAGCACUCGCCCGGUUCAUGAAUCUGUAG